AUGGCUGCCGCAGUGGAAAACUCAAAAGCAGUCUGCUUUUUCUUGUCAAAAGAUUAUCAAGAUUCACGAGCAUGUAAAAAGGAAUUACAGUACGCCGAUGAACUCGAAAAACCUCUCAUUCCGUGCCGACUUCUUCGCGAUUGGAAACCGAGUGGAUGGCUUGGCCUGAUAAAUACUGGUCUUAAAUGGUAUGAUUUUCGCGAUUUUGAUGAUAAUACAAAAAAACAGAAGAUUCAAUCAUCGACCGAAGAAUUAAUUCGGUUCAUUCAAGUCGCUUUUUUUAGCUCAAAAGACGAAAUCGACUCGAUAAAUAGUCAUCGUUUGGUUAAAGAUCAUCCUACGACAUCUGCAUCGUUGCGUAACUCUCUGCAUGAACGUUUACAUGAUCAGUCUUCUGGAAGGAAUGAACGUCAACGAAGUUCAACCGUUAUAAGAAAUCCUGUUUCUCACUUAGAAUGGUAUGAUGGUCCAUCACGAGAUGUUCUUGACGCCUUGCCAUUCGCUAAAUAUGCUCAAUUCCCGCUUUUAUCGCUUGAAGAAGCGAUUAAAUCUCUUGAUCCAUUCAUACCGGAUAUUCAGAACCGAGCACUUAUUGCCAAACAACAUGCUAAUUUGUAUCCUAACAAACGAGUAUUGACGAAAGAUGAAGCGGCUGCCAUCAUUCUUUACACGAUGGGUGAAGGAGAAGAAAACCUUUGCAGAUAUCUCAACCGAGUUUGUGUUUUUAUUUGUUGCGCGUAUAAUCAAAUGAGAGUUACAUAG
Messenger RNA from Rotaria sp. Silwood2, 762 nucleotides. The record is from the annotation of a GenBank genome assembly. Lineage: Eukaryota; Metazoa; Rotifera; Eurotatoria; Philodinida; Philodinidae.